Yamadazyma tenuis ATCC 10573 is the source of this 1488-nucleotide messenger RNA. NCBI's taxonomy places the organism in Eukaryota, Fungi, Ascomycota, Pichiomycetes, Serinales, Debaryomycetaceae. The record is from RefSeq and is a predicted model, not a curated record.
AGUGCUCACCAUCACCAGCUUCGACUCCAAUGCUUAAAUUUCUUGUUCAAUUGAUCUUGUUGGUGCAGUUGGUUGUAUCACUUCCAACUACUUUGCUUCCUCCAUCGCAAGACUCAUUUUAUUCUGCUCCAGACGGGUACGAGUCAGCCGAAGUUGGAACCAUUUUGGCCUCGAGAGUGGCACCUGCUCAAAUUAAAAGUGUCGUUUUCGAUGUCCACGUCAAAGGUGUCUGGCAAUUAUUGGUGAGAUCAACCGACUCAUUUGGAAACCCCAACGUGAUUGUCACCACUGUGUUUGAACCUUACAAUGCCGACCCUUCCAAAUUGGUGACGUACCAGGUGGCCCAGGAUUCUGCUAAUCUCGACUGCGCACCUUCCUAUGGGUUUACGAAUGGUGAACUCAUCAGGAACAUUGUGGGGGAGGCUGAAACGUUUUUAAUCCAGCAGGCUUUGGAUGAGGGAUACUACGUGGUGUCGCCCGACUACGAAGGAUUGAAGUCGGUGUUUACCGGAGGUCUCCAGGCUGGACAUGCAGUGUUGGACUCGCUUAGAGCCACUUUGAAGAGUGGGAACAUUACCGGGGUGAGCUCCAGUGCCAAAACGGUGGUCUGGGGUUAUUCGGGAGGUUCUUUGGCCAGUGGAUGGGCUGCUGCUUUGCAGCCCGAGUACGCUCCCGAAUUGGCCUCCAACUUGAUCGGAGUUGCUCUCGGGGGUUGGGUUACCAACAUCACUGCCACCGUCACCUCUGUCAAUGCCGGGAUUUUCUCUGGUUUGGGUGCUAGUGGGAUUGCUGGUUUGAGUAACGAAUACUCUGAGUUGUAUGACUUCUUGAAGACGGCUAUGCCUGCUGACAAGUACGCUUUGUUCGCCAGGGCCUAUGAUAACUGUUUGGUGGAAGACGUUCUCGAGUUCCCAUUCGAUGACUUCUUCUAUGGCUCUGACAGAUACUUUACCAACGGGAUCUCGGUGUUGAACACAUCCCCCGUGGCGGAGAUUAUUCAGAACAACACCUUGGGAUUAAUUGCUUCCAACAUGCCCCAGAUCCCUGUGUUCGUGUACCAUGGACAACUCGAUGGAAUUGUGCCCUUUGCCCAGGCUGAAAGAGUCUAUGACAUUUGGUGUGCUGCCGGAAUCGAGUCGUUUGAAUUUGCAGUCGAUGAGACUGCCGGCCACAUCACUGAAAUUGUCCAGGGAAGUGGGGCAGGUUUCGCCUGGAUCCAAAACAGAUUCAACGGUAAGAAGGUUGUUUCUGGAUGUCAGAGAACAAACCGACUCUCGAAUCUUUUCUACCCUGGAACUUCUACGUCCAUUGCUAUAUUCCUUGAUGCGUUGGUCAAGAACGUUCUUGGACUUAACAUUGGUCCUAACGGUGAAAACUUGGUUAUUGACAAUGGAUCCUUGAUUUCCAAGACCAACUCUACCCAGUCUUAGCUUAUUUAGUAUUGCAAUAUGAUACCCUUUGAUUUAUUCACUCGACCAAAGUGAACCU